Malus domestica (apple) is the source of this 905-nucleotide messenger RNA. The record is from RefSeq and is a predicted model, not a curated record. Lineage: Eukaryota; Viridiplantae; Streptophyta; Magnoliopsida; Rosales; Rosaceae.
CCAGACUCCAUACGGUGACAGAUAGAGAGAAAGCUUUGAAAAUGGCAAUGGCUUGGAGGCAUCCUACCCUCCAUCACCGUGACUCCGAAACGCCAUAGUUCCAAGCAUCACUCUCAUGGUGCCGGACUUUAGCUCCAGACCAUCUCUUUCCUUCGUCAUCUCCUUCCACCUCUACCGCCACUCAUUCGUCUCCUCCCUUCAACAGGGACCAAUACGUGGCGUUUCAUGAAAUGUACGGCCAGGGCGGGAGCUGGGGCUGUGAAUCUUGCUCGGGGGACACCCGUCAGACCCUCCAGCAUACUGGUUGUCGGCGCCACCGAGACUCUGGGGAGGCAGAUUGUGAGGAGAGCACUUGAUGAGGGACAUGAUGUUAGGUGCUUGGUUAGGCUGAGACCAACUCCUGCCGAUUUUCUAAGAGAUUGGCGUGCUACUGUUGUCAAUGAUGUGGCUCCUCUGACCUUUAUAGGUUUAAGAAAUGAGAAAGUCAAUGGGAAGCUUCUCGCAUUUGCUGGCGCUUGCGCUUGGACAACCCAAGAGGUAAUAAGGCUUUUUGAGUGCACAAAUGAUGUUGCUGAUAGAUUGGCAUUUUCAGAGGUAAGUUCUUAAAAUGAAAGAUGUGAAUAUGAUCAAAGAAAAUCGUAUUUCAAAAUGUUUUAUUUGCACUCAUUUUUUUCUUUCUUUAUGUUCGUAUGUUUAUGAGGAAAUUAAAAACAAGCUCAAAGGCCUUGCACUUUUCUCUUUUCUCAAUAUCGUUGAUUCUAUAUCAAAUUUUGUCAAUAUAAUUAUCAAUGACAAAGAAGGUUAAGUAAUUUUCUCAAUAUCGUUGAAUUUUUCUUCCGUAAAUGUUGCUUAUUAUUUUUUUCAACAGGAGUUCCAAUGAAUUUUAUCUUUGUUGUAUCUAUUUG